Knipowitschia caucasica is the source of this 483-nucleotide messenger RNA. Lineage: Eukaryota; Metazoa; Chordata; Actinopteri; Gobiiformes; Gobiidae. The record is from the annotation of a GenBank genome assembly.
AUGGGUUUGUUUGGAGGGGGGGGGAUGGAGGGGAUGGUUAUGGUUGGUGGUUGGGUAUUGGAAAAUGGUGUUUGUGUUUUGGGUUGGGUUGGUGAUUUAUUUGUGGUUUUGUGGAGUGUUGGGUUUGGGUUGUGGGGGGGUGUGAUAAUUUGUCUAUUUUUGUGUUGGGAUUGUUGGGUUUUGUGGGUUUUGGGGGGUUUGGGAAGAAGGAAGAAGGAAGAAGGGAAGAAGAGGAAGAAGAGGAAGAAGAGGAAGAAGGAAGAAGGGGAAGAAGAGGAAGAAGGGAAGAAGAGGAAGAAGGGGAAGAAGAGGAAAAAGGGAAAGAAGAGGAAGAACAGGAAGAAGAGGAAGAAGGGGAAGAAGAGGAAGAAGAGGAAGAAGGGGAAGAAGAGGAAGAAGGGGAAGAAGAGGAAGAAGGGGAAGAAGAGGAAGAAGGGGAAGAAGGGAAAGAAGAGGAAGAAGGGGAAGAAGAGGAAGAAGUAA